This is a messenger RNA of Gastrolobium bilobum, 2642 nucleotides long. RefSeq names its product nuclear intron maturase 2, mitochondrial. The record is from RefSeq and is a predicted model, not a curated record. Gene Ontology annotation, biological process: mRNA processing. Bases 1 to 2214 code for a protein of 737 amino acids. Lineage: Eukaryota; Viridiplantae; Streptophyta; Magnoliopsida; Fabales; Fabaceae. The transcript has 2 exons.
AUGCAUCGACGCCUCACCAUCUUCGCCCACCAACUCCUCUCUAAUCCCACCAAUCCUCUCCGGUCACUUCCCCGUACCACCGCCACUUCCCUCUUCCACCACCGCCAACCCUCCUACUCCUCCUCUCAUGGACGCCACCGCCUCUUCUCCUCCUUCACCCCCUUGCACCACCGCCGUCAACCCGAUCGGGACGACCCUUCUACCCUCAUGAAGGAAGAUGGCGUCUCCCUCUGCUGCCAAAUGUGGAUCGACAACUUCCGCCACCCCGACAGGGUCGUCACCAACCUCACCUCCUUCCUCCGCCGCUUCGAAUUGUGGGUCUUGGCAUACCAAAAAGUCUGCACCGACGACACGGGCGCGUACACACCACGGAACACUAUCCAAAGGUCCCAACUUGAUGACCUUUUGGCCCUUCGCAAUGCCGUUCUCGAUGGAAGGUUCAAAUGGGGUGCUAGAUUGAAGUUCUUCAUCAAAUCCCCCAAAGACAAAACCGAUUAUGAAUCUCUCUCAAAGAGGAAGAUUAAGGCCAUUUUGAGCACUACACAGCCUUCACCUUUUCAAGACAAGAUCGUUCAGGAGGUUUUGUUAAUGAUUCUUGAGCCAAUUUAUGAGGCUAGGUUUUCUCCAAAGUCCUUUGCUUUUAGACCAGGGAGGACCCCGCACACGGUUUUGAGGGUCAUUCGGAGGAGUUUUGCUGGCUAUUUGUGGUAUAUAAAAGGGGAUUUCAGCACUGUGUUGGAUGGGAUGAAGGUGGGGUUGGUGAUCAAUGCUGUUAUGAGAGAUGUUAGGGAUAAGAUGAUUGUUGAUUUGUUGAAAGCUGCUUUGGUGACGCCUGUGGUCACGACUAAGGUUGGUGAUGGGGAGGAUAAGAAGAAGAAGACGAAGAGGAAGUAUCAGAAGAAGAGGGUGCUGGCUGAGGAUGAGCCUAAGCCUGAUCCUUAUUGGCUGGAUACUUUUUUUGGAUUUGCACCUGAGGAGGCAGAGAAGGUUCCUAAUUGGGGGCAUUGUGGAGUUCUUAGUCCACUUUUGGCUAAUAUUUGUUUGGAUGAGUUGGACCGUUGGAUGGAAGGGAAGAUCAAGGAGUUUUAUGUUCCUUCCAAGAGUGAUGUUAUAUGGAAUAGUCCAGAAGGGGAAGCUGAGCAGGGAAACACUUCUUGGCCGGAGUUUGUGCCCACGAGUGGACCUGAUAAAACUAGGAAGAUGGAUUAUAUAAGAUAUGGAGGUCAUAUCUUGAUUGGUGUUAGAGGCCCUAGGGCGGAUGCUGCAACUCUGAAAAAGCAAUUGAUUGAGUUUUGUGAUCAGAGGUUUAUGCUCAAGCUUGAUAAUGAGAGCCUUCCUAUUGAACAUAUAACCAAAGGUAUAAUGUUUCUUGACCAUGUUCUGUGUAGGAGGGUUGUGUAUCCAACUCUCAGGUACACUGCAACUGGUGGUAAGAUCAUAAGUGAAAAGGGUGUGGGAACCCUUUUGUCGGUCACCGCAAGCUUAAAACAAUGUAUUAAGCAAUUUAGGAAGUUGAGCUUUCUCAAGGGUGAUAGGGAUCCGGAUCCCCAGCCUUGCUUUAGAAUGUUUCAUGCCACUCAAGCUCAUACUAAUGCUCAAAUGAACAAGUUUUUGUCAACCAUGGUUGAGUGGUAUAGGUAUGCAGACAAUAGGAAAAAGAUUGUUAACUUCUGCUCUUACAUCAUAAGAGGCUCACUUGCAAAGCUAUAUGCUGCAAAAUACAAGCUUCGUUCACGUGCUAAAGUAUACAAGAUUGGUGCGCGGAACCUGAGCCGUCCACUGAAGGAGAAAAAAGGGCAGUCUCCUGAGUACCACAAUCUGCUGAGGAUGGGUCUUGCCGAAUCAAUUGAUGGGCUCCAGUAUACAAGGAUGUCUCUUGUACCGGAGGCAGAUUACACCCCAUUCCCUAGUAAUUGGAGGCCUGACCAUGAAAAGUCAUUGAUAGAAUACAUAAAACUAGAAGAUCCAAAGACUUUGGAGGAGCAACAGAGUUGCAUAAGAGAACAAGGUCUUGUUUCAUCUCAAGAUUAUAUUUCAAUGCUUGUUUGGAAUUACAAAAGGAAUUCCAUUCCUAUGGACCAUCUCUCCUUAAUAAGGAGCAAUGAAAGUGUUGCAGCAAAUCAGCAUUUGCUAGUUGGCUCAAACCAGGACGACCAUGACUGCAUAAACAAAGAGCAAGAGAAUGAUGCAAGGAUGAAUGCAGCACAAAUGUAACAGAAGGUUGAUAUGUUCUUUCUUUCACCUUCACACCAUGGAUGCUUGCCAGAGAAAGGAUAUAAUAACUGAAGAGUGGAGAGUUCUUUCAGGCAAGCGCUGAGUCGAGAAAAAUAUUUGGGAUUGCCACUCUGCUUGUGACCACUGGGCUACAAGAUGGAGGUAGCACUUAAAAAUGUGGAAAAUAACUCCACAUGCUGCUUUGGAGUGCUAUAUUAGUGAGUCCACAAGAAGGAUGAUGCAGCUUUCUAUGCAAGACUAAGAAAGCGUGUUCCUUGUGGAUGCAUACGAUAAGGCAAAAAGGGAAUUGAACUCCAACAAGAUCAUUUCAAAUAUCAUGUUAAAAUUUUCUAAAUUUGAUUAUUUGUUCAUACGUACUUGUCCCAUUUUUUUAAUGAGUUGAGUAAAUCUUCAUAUAUGUAUAUUUU